GAAUAUUCUUCUUCCGGUGCAUUUUGUCAAUAUUUAUAUUUUGAUUUUGAAGCUCAAAUAUGCUACAUAAAAUAUGGAUCGAAGCAGCAAAAAUGAGUUGUUGAAAACGAUUGAAAGUCAGAAAGAACAGUUGACACGAUAUGAAACUAGGUUGAGAGAUGUGAUAAGAGCAUAUAAAGGUUCUGUUAAAGAAAAGGAAGCAUUAGAAGCCAGUGUUAAAGUCCUAUCGGAGCAGAGUAAUAGACCAGACAAAAAGGAGACAAAGCAACAAGAUGGUUCUUCCAUACAAGAUCCUUUAAAUACCAAUUCUGAAGAUGCUAGCCAAGAUGAUGAGGUGCGUGUUCUUAAAGAUCAGUUGAAAACAUUGACCAACACAAUAUCUACAGUAACAGCUCAGAAAUCUCGUCUUGAGGCUGAUUUUGUUGCUGAUAAAAAGAAACUAAGGGGAGAAUAUGAAGAAUUACAAAGUAAAUUCUCCUCAACUUUACAGCAACAUGAAAAAACAGUUCAAGAAUGGAAUGAUAAAUAUACAGAGAUAAAAAAUCGUCUGCGUACCCAACAAUUAGAACGAGAAAAAGAACAGACUGAUCAUGCUAUGAUGAUAAGAGAAUUACAAAAACUACUGUCAGUUGAGAGAAUGGCUAAAGAGCAUUUCGAACAGCAGUUAGAUGAAGUAGAAACAUCAAUGAAACAACAAGUAGCUAGUGUACCAUCGGUUAAAGAGCAGUAUGAAAAACAGAUAGAUAAUUUAUCAUCUCAGUUAAAAUCAGUCCGAGAUAGAUUAAAAGCUGCUGAAGAGAAAGCAAAUCAACCAUCACCUAUGUUAUUAGAUUUACAGAAAGAAAUGACUACUAUGAAAAAUGAAGCUCAAAGACAAGUAGAGAAAGAGAUUCUAAGAGCAUCAGAAGCUGAGACAAGAGUUGUUCAAGUUUCUGUACAGAGUGAAGAAAGAGUAACAUCUCUAGAAACUAAAUUGGCUGAACUAUCAGAAGUAGUUGGUAAUUAUGAGAGAUUGAGAUAUCAAGAUCAACAAGCUAUUCAUAGAUUAAAAGAGAGAGUUAGUCAGUUAGACAUUGAAAAUUCAGCUUUAGCUCGUGCUGCUCACUCUAUUCCUGAUACAAACACUACCACAGAUGAUAGUAAUUUAGAUUCACAAUCUAUAGCUGAACAAAUUAAAAAACUACAGAAGUUAUUGAAGGAUGCUAAUUUACGUUCAGAAAAACCUGUGGAUAUUAAUGAAUUAAUGGAAUCAGAAGAAGAAAGAACCAUGUGUCAGAAAUAUAAAGAGGAACUAGAACAUGUUAAAGAAGAAUUUGAGAGAUAUAAACUAAGAGCACAAUCAGUUCUUAAAAAUAAAACAAAGGACAAUUCCAAUAACAGAGAAAUGGAUGUAUUAAAAGAUCAAGUUUCAGAGCUAAGGGAAAAGUUAAAGACUGCCUACCUUCAUUUAGAUGAAAGUGAAGAGAAACAUAGAUUAAAAGUAGAAAGUUUAAGUAAAACUAUUUUGUCAAUAGAAGAGAAACAUAAACACCGUAUUUUUGAAAUGGAACAAGAACAUCAGAAAUCAAUAGCUGAGUUAGAGAUGGCUGUCAAGAAACAACGUGAUAGAACUGUUUCAAUGUUGGCUGAGAAAGAAAAAGACUUAAAUACUCUAAGAACCACUGCCCUUGCUAAUGACUUUGUUUCUCCCAACCAGGAACCUGUAAAUUAUUCUAGUUCUCAUGCCCUUACUAAACAGAAUUCAGAAGAAGAGGAAGCUGUGUCUAGAUUAUUAUUUAAAACUAGUGCCAAUGAAGAGACAAAUAUACUGCAUUUCUCUCAAGAACAGGCACGUAAAGAUGUAGAGGUAGCAUCAUUAAGGAAACAAAAGCGUCAAUUAGAAAUGAGUUUGAGAGAACUACAGCUGUCAGCAAGUGCUAAGGAAGAAAAACUCCAUGAUGAACUAGAAGGAUUAAGAGAAGUAAUACAUAAACAUGAACGUGAUAUUAAUAGGGAAGGGGCUAAUUUGGAAUAUUUAAAAAAUGUUAUUUAUAAAUACAUGAUCAGUGGGGACUCAUUAGGUAAACAGAAAAUGUUGAAAGCUAUAACAACUAUAUUGCAGUUUAGUCCUAAAGAAAUCGAUAAAGUCAAUUCUGUAAAUAAGGGAUGGAUAUAAUAGCACAGCAUUGUGAUGAAACAGUUCUGAAAAUUUGCAGGGGAGGUGUCCUGAAAAUUUUUGAAACAAUGAUGGUUAUGGUUCUUAUAUAGACCUACACAUUUGGGACCAGUGAUAUAUAGGAUCUAUGUUACCUACAUAGACAUUGGUUUCCAUUAGGGCUUUUGGUUAUUUAGUGCUGUAUUCUCUGAUCAGUAACAGCAGUCAGUUUACCAAUAUGAACAAAUGCAAUAUAGCAAUCACUUUCAAUCAAAACUGUUGUCUUCCAUGUUUAUAGAUUCAAAUGAAAAUAUUUUUCAUUAAUAUAUUAUAAUCAUAUCGCAAUUUGUUUUAGGCAUGGUUAUUAUUGGUUUUUGACAACAUUAUUUUUGUUCUCUAACAAAAUUUUAUAUAUUAGAAAGCUAUGAUUGUCUAUCAAAAGCAAUGCAUACUUGUUUUUGUUUCUUACAUAAAGUGACUUGUUAAAAAUUGUAUAGACAAUCAUAUCUGAACAAAGAAAGUGAACAGUAUAUCAUGGAAAUCACCAUAAUUAUAUAUAUAAGGAUAAGGUGAUAUUUCAGUAUUUUCGAAUGGGUCGAUAUUACUAAUGCUAUCAAUCCUAGACCAGUAUUUAUCAUGAUCAGGAUAUAUUGUCCAGUCCUACUUCCAUGUAUCUUUUAAGAUAGAGCUAUUAUAAUAUGGGUGUUAUAUUGCACUUGAAAUUAUUCCUAUUAUGUACUGUUAAAUCUAUUUGUUCUGUGUUAUAACCUUGGUAAAAUAAAUGGUUAUUGGUAUAA
Molecule: messenger RNA, 2931 nt
Organism: Lottia gigantea (owl limpet)
Lineage: Eukaryota; Metazoa; Mollusca; Gastropoda; Lottiidae
Exons: 10
Coding region: 74-2155 (693 amino acids)
Cellular component (GO): Golgi apparatus
Source: RefSeq, a predicted model, not a curated record